AUGCGUCUCUCACCGGCAUGGUACCAGUUCCUGGUCGGUGUCUUUGCAUCUCUUGGAUCAUUCCUUUAUGGAUAUGAUCUGGGUGUUAUUGCCGAGGUGCUUGUCUGUGACUCAUUCAAAACCAAGUUCGAGGCAGAUGAUACCCAAAAAGGAUUAGUUGUGUCUCUAUUCACCGCUGGCGCAUGUGUCGGUGCCGGCUUUGCGGGUCCUAGUGGUGAUUACCUGGGAAGACGACGGACAAUCUCAUUGGGAUGUCUCAUUUUCACUCUUGGAGGUGGUCUUCAAACCGGUGCGGUCACAAUUGACUAUCUAUACAGUGGUCGAUUCCUGGCUGGAUUGGGUGUCGGUUUCCUCACUAUGAUGAUUCCACUCUACCAAGCUGAGAUUUGUCACCCCAGCAUUCGUGGUCGAGUCACAGCCUUGCAGCAAUUCAUGCUGGGUAUUGGAGCACUCUGCGCUACAUGGAUUGGCUUUGGAACAUACACCGGCUUUGCCAAGACCAACUCUGCACAAUGGCAACUGCCCCUCGGUUUGCAGGUUGCUCCUGCGGUGUGCUUGGGUCUUCUGAUUUCUUUCUUCCCUGAGUCACCUCGCUGGCUGAUCGACCACGGCCGCGCCGAAGAGGGAUUGCGCACAUUGGCCAAGCUGCACGCUCAUGGAGACGAACACGACCCUUGGGUCCAGGCCGAAUUCGCUCAAAUUCAGGAAAGCAUCAACUUCGAGCAUGAGCACGAGGCGAAAUCAUAUCUCGAGCUGUUCACCCACCGCUCAUCGUUCCGUCGCCUGUUCCUUUGCUGUGCAUUGCAAGCUUCAGGUCAGAUGACAGGUGUAUCUGCCAUCCAAUACUACUCACCCCAGAUCUACGGCCAAAUCGGUAUCUCCGACCAAGACACACUGAAAUACCAGGCCAUCAACUCCAUCAUCGCCUUGAUCGGCCAGUUCCUAUGCAUGAUGUACAUUGAUCGCUUCGGUCGACGCUGGACUCUCAUCGGCGGAAAUCUCGGUAACAUGGUGACUUUCAUCGUUGCAACCGUUCUUCUCGCCAAAUUCCCUCCAUCAAACAACAACAACGGCGCCCAUUGGGGUUUCAUCAUUAUGACUUGGUUAUAUAAUUUCUCCUUCUCUGCGACCUGCGGUCCUCUGACUUGGAUAAUCCCGGCCGAAGUGUUCGAUACUCGCACACGUGCCAAGGGUGUCUCGAUUGCCACUAUGGUCUCGUUCGCUUUCAACACGAUGAUUGGACAGGUUACUCCCAUUGCGAUGACGAGUAUUGGGUAUCGCUUCUAUAUCCUCUUUGUCAUUUGCAACUUUACCAAUGCGUUGUUCUUCUGGCUUUUGCUUCCUGAGACAAAGCGCGUGCCGCUUGAGGAAAUGAACCAGAUGUUCACCAAUGCGCCUUGGAUUGUUCCUGGAUCGCGCAAGGAGGAGUAUAUGACUCAUGAUUUGGAGCGGAAGGUUGAGGAGCAGGAGGUGAAGCAAAAUGCGAUGCAUGUUGAGUAG
This is a messenger RNA of Penicillium griseofulvum, 1500 nucleotides long. Its product is annotated as sugar porter family MFS transporter. The transcript has 6 exons. Gene Ontology annotation, molecular function: carbohydrate:proton symporter activity. Bases 1 to 1500 code for a protein of 499 amino acids. The record is from RefSeq and is a predicted model, not a curated record. Gene Ontology annotation, cellular component: membrane. Gene Ontology annotation, biological process: carbohydrate transport; transmembrane transport. Lineage: Eukaryota; Fungi; Ascomycota; Eurotiomycetes; Eurotiales; Aspergillaceae.